AAACAGGUCUUCUUUGAAAUCACAUGAUCCACAGGAAAGCAGGUGUUGUCUGUAGUAUAUAAAUGAUCUGAUCUUGCUGUUUGUUAGUUGGAGAAAGAAGGACUUUUAAAAACAGAUAAUACUUAGCAUCAAACCUGAAAGAGACCUGGUCUGGAAACAGUCAUGACAGAUUCACAGCGAAUCUCACAUGGAUUUGAGAGCCUCAUAAAUGAAAGUAUCCAAAUUCACCAUGGAAAUCCUGCGCGAUAUUGUCUGAAAUCAACAACAAAUAAUCUGGAUCAAUCUAAGUUAUAUAGAAAAAUCACCUUUGGAGAAAGAGACACAGAUAAACCUCAUAAAAUCAUACUGAUGGUGGGAGAAACAGGCAGUGGAAAAACAACUCUCAUCAAUACUAUGAUCAACUACAGCUGUGGUGUUCAGAGAAAAGACAAAGUUUGGUUUGAGAUCACAGAUGAGCAGAGUAACACAGCAUCAGUUCACAGUCAGACCUCCAUCAUUACUGUCUAUGGUGUUUAUAUACAAGAAACUUCAGUUGAUUUAACAAUCAUUGAUACACCAGGAUAUGGAGACACACGUGGAGCUGAUCGUGAUAAACAGAUUGCUGCAAGUUUGUUAUAUUUAUGUAGAUCUGAAGAUAAAAUCAAUGAAAUUAAUGCAAUGUGUUUUGUGAUGAAGGCAGAUCAAAAUCAACUUUCUGACAGACGACAAUACUUAUUUAAUGCUGUUCAGUGUUUAUUUGGUAAAGAUAUUGUUGAUAACAUUGUGUUACUCUUCACACACUCAACUGGUGCUUGUCCUAAAAAUGCCCUGACAGCCAUCAAGGAAGCUAAAAUCAAGUGUGCUGUAGAUGAGAAGAAGAAUCAGAAGAUCUAUUUUCUGUUUGACAACUGUCAGGAAGAAACAUUUGAUGAGGAAGACCAAACAAUCUAUGAUCAAGCAUGGGAUCUCAGUUUUGGAGGAAUGACAGAGUUUUUCAAGUUUCUUGACAUGAUACGACCAAAAACCUUACAGAUGACCAAAGAUGUGCUGAAACAACGGAAGCAGUUUGAAGCAAACAUCUCAAAUCUACAAUCACGUGUUAAGAUAAUGGAACUAAAGCAAAACGAGCUGAAACAAACCCAAAAUGCUCCGGAUAAACACAAGAAGGCUUUCAAUAAUAACAAAUUUGAGUAUGAAGAUGAAGUGUCCUACAGAGAUAAUGAUCCUGCUGUAGCUAAAGAGGCACUGACCUGUACCAUCUGUGAGGAGAACUGUGACUGUUCUGGAUGCUGGUGGAUUACUGAACUCUUAUGUUGUAUUUUAAUGAAAAAUAAUCACUGCACAAUGUGCACAAAUAAAUGUCACAACAGCAAACACAUUGAAGAGGCCAAAAUAUAUGUAGAAAAAAAUGAGACAAAGACUGAUGUUGUGAAGAAGCAAACUUUUGACAAGCUGGGAAAAAAACUACAAGAAUUAUGGGCAUUUCACACAAUACGUGGCAGUCGCGGGUGUCUAGUCAAUUUUUAAUAAAAGACAUGCGGAAAGCGGUUACAGAGAUUGAGUCAGUAUGCUUGUGCAUCCAAAAUACUGCCCCUUCGUGACAUGGCUACCCUGUCUGUCAUCCACUCCAGAUGUUGUGUCAAUGACAACAAUAUGGGGUGUGCAUUUGAGAGGCAAUCUGAUCUGACUUUUGUCUGAAACGGCAAUGAAAUUUCAAUAAAAUUGUGCAAAUGUCUUUUCUUCGUAUUUACUGAAGAGAAACCAAACCAGCGAGCUCUUAAGAGUAUAAGCAGUGAAUGGCGUUAUCCUUUACGCUUUAUAGACACCUUAAAAGUUUGUAAACAUUGCAAUGUCUGCGGGUGGGUGGGGCUUAGCAGGAGGGAAAAAGAGGUGCGGAUGCAAUGAUGACAGCACGUCUUACGAGGGAUUUAUUAAACUUGGAUGCAGAAGAAGGUUCAGAACUGUCCAAAUAUGUACAGUCACUGACUCUGCCGGACUGUGACAGCUAUUUUUGUAAAUGAACUCUUGCAGUUUUAGCAAGGUUUUGGAUAUUUUCUUGACAACAUAUAAACUACUUUCGGGUGGUUUGGGGAAUUUUGUCAAGGCCUAUUGUCCAAUGUAACCUAUCGCUGGGCUUACUAUGAUUAGCCAUGUGGAUUAUUUUAACACUCUGAGGUCGACUGCGGCGCAAGCUUUUUAUUUUUCAUUCACUCUGCAAAGAGACUUAGAUAACGCUGUUGAUUUUGGACAUACAUAUAUGAUUUAUACAUCACUUAAAAUGUUAAAGUGUCUAGUAUUUUUCUGUCCCCUCCCAAUAAAAACAGAAUGUUGUGCUUGUCGCAAAAUUAAGAAAAUAAACAUGAUGCGCGUUUUGUUCUCUCUCCCUUAGUGAAGUCCUUUCUCAAACGCGUCAGAAAAAUAAACUGUAACUUAACGAAUACUUGUCAUAGAAACAAAAGAUAAAUGUCUACAUAAUGCUUGGAAUGUCAGCUUUUAAAUGAUGUAAGUGAGAUCAAAAACAGAUAUUGUCAUUCAGUGUAAACUGUAUGAGAAGGAGGAGAAGUAUUGUCUCUCUCUUGUUACCUGAUUAUCCUACUCGUUCUCACCAAG
Messenger RNA from Misgurnus anguillicaudatus (oriental weatherfish), 2589 nucleotides. The record is from RefSeq and is a predicted model, not a curated record. Lineage: Eukaryota; Metazoa; Chordata; Actinopteri; Cypriniformes; Cobitidae.